AUGGGUCUCUUGUUUUCUAUCCCCCUCGCUGGUCCGCUUGGGACUAUCGCAGCAUCAUGCCUCGGAGGUCUUGCAUUUUGCUUUACUUCAACUGCUGCAUCCAUGUUUUGCAAGUCUUGUAACUGCAAUUCCUCGAUAGCGACGAGAGUCGGUUUUGCAAUAAUCUUCAUUUUGAAUUCCCUGCUAGCAUGGCUCAUGAAGACUCCAUUUGCAAUUCGCAAGAUCGAGCAUUGGAGUUAUGACUACAUAAAGAUGGAGUGCGAUGGCGAUGACGGCAAGUGUUAUGGCGUUUUGGCAGUCCAUCGCAUUUGUUUCGCUUUAUCUCUAUUUCAUGCGAUCCUGAGCUUGUCUCUCAUUGGUGUCAAAGAGUCUAGGGAUAAACGCGCAGCAAUACAGAAUGGUUGGUGGGGCCCAAAGGUUCUGCUGUGGAUUUUGCUCGUCGUUGUUUCAUUCUUCAUACCGAAUGAAUUUUUCAUGUUCUGGGGCAACUACGUUUCUCUUAUAGGUGCCACUAUAUUCAUCCUCCUCGGUUUGGUUCUCCUGGUCGACUUCGCCCACUCAUGGACAGAAAUGUGUCAGGAAAACUGGGAGAACUCAGAUUCGACUUUAUGGCAAUGGAUCCUCAUAGGCUCUACUGCUGCGAUGUAUGUGGCGUGUAUCACCCUGACUGGCAUUCUAUACGCCUAUUUCGCAAGUUCCGGAUGCACCCUUAACCGGUUUUUCAUCUCCUUAAACCUAGCCCUUUGCAUCAUUGUCACUAUUAUGUCCAUACAUCCUACCAUUCAAGAGUCAAAUCCUCGAUCGGGCCUCGCUCAAUCCGGAAUGGUUGCUGCAUACUGCACCUAUCUUGUUGUCUCCGCCGUCAGCAAUCACGCACACAAAUCUUGCAAUCCGCUCAGCCGGACUGACACGACCACGGUUGUUCUUGGUGCAGUUUUUACUUUCUUGGCUAUCGCCUAUUCUACCAGUCGCGCCGCGACACAGAGCCGUGCAUUGGUGGGCAGGGGAAAGAAAGGUGGCCCAAUUCAACUUCCAGUCGACGUUAGUGAGCCUUCGGAAAUGGACGUAGUUAGCACUCAGCCGGGAAGGACUGAAUCACCAAGAUAUCAGGCUCUCCUCGCUGCUGUCGAGGCUGGAGCAAUCCCUGCAUCCGCUCUGGAUGAAGAGGAUGACGAAGAUGAAGAUGAUGACAGUGGAGAUGCCAAAGACGAUGAACGUUCCGGCACGAGAUACAAUUAUUCUUGGUUCCAUGUUAUCUUCGCUAUUGGUGCAAUGUAUGUUGCAAUGCUCCUUACUGAUUGGAAUGUGGUAUCCACAGAACAAGGUUCUGCUGACUCCGAGGAGGUUGUCCGCAUCGGCCGUUCGGAGACCGCGAUGUGGAUGCGCAUAGUAAGCAGUUGGGUGUGCAUGUUACUGUACAUGUGGAGCUUGCUUGCGCCUGUGUUGAUGCCAGAUAGGCGAGUUUGGGGAUAUGUGAAGUCCACUUUGCUUACUUCUUCAUCUUAUUCUAAUACGAACUAUCAUCAAACUUUGGAUUAA
Molecule: messenger RNA, 1539 nt
Organism: Suillus bovinus
Lineage: Eukaryota; Fungi; Basidiomycota; Agaricomycetes; Boletales; Suillaceae
Product: serine incorporator/TMS membrane protein
Exons: 9
Coding region: 1-1539 (512 amino acids)
Cellular component (GO): membrane
Source: RefSeq, a predicted model, not a curated record